Molecule: messenger RNA, 1581 nt
Organism: Nannizzia gypsea CBS 118893
Lineage: Eukaryota; Fungi; Ascomycota; Eurotiomycetes; Onygenales; Arthrodermataceae
Exons: 5
Coding region: 1-1581 (526 amino acids)
Biological process (GO): intra-Golgi vesicle-mediated transport; endoplasmic reticulum to Golgi vesicle-mediated transport; endocytosis
Cellular component (GO): Golgi apparatus
Molecular function (GO): protein binding; GTPase activator activity
Source: RefSeq, a predicted model, not a curated record
AUGUCUGCCCUGAGCAAGCGUCAGCAGGCGCGCAACGAGCGGACGCUGCAGGAUCUGAUCACCUCUGUGCCCGGCAACGAUAGGUGUGCCGACUGCCAGGCCCGUAACCCAGGAUGGGGAAGUUGGAAUCUAGGGAUAUUUCUGUGCAUGCGCUGCGCAACAUUGCACCGUAAACUUGGCACUCACAUUUCCAAGGUCAAGUCUCUGACCAUGGACAGCUGGACAGCAGAGCAGGUCGAGACGAUGAAAAGGAACGGGAACAUAGCAGUUAACAAGAUAUACAACCCCCGGAACAUCAAACCGUCCAUCCCAGUCGAUAUAGACGAGGUAGACUCGGUCAUGGAACGAUUUGUGCGCAAAAAGUACGAGCUCAAGACCCUCGAGGACGGUAAACCGAAGCCUCCCAGCAGACAGGACCCUAGCUACACCACAAAGCCUACCGUCGACCCCCCUGCGUCUUCUCCUACAUCUCCUCCUUACGCUCCGGCUGCCCUGCCUUCGAAGCCAAAGUCGAGGUUCGGUUUUGGCCUGCGCUCUUUAUCUUCCUCUCACUCGUCGACACCAAGCUCAAGCAGCAGAUCGGCCACUGGUACCCUCCCUUCCCUGCGCCGGAGAGAGAGUCUCGAGACCUCACAUGUUCAUUCAGUUCCCCUACCGAACAACAAGCAGUCUAGAACGUUGGGAGUUAGCAUUGCAGAUCGCAAUGGGUCUCUGGAGUCGAAACUCGAGAUAUUGCGGGACAUGGGCUUCAUGGAUGAGAGGAGAAACAUGACCGUUCUCAAGGGGCUAAACGGUGAUGUCGAACGCUGCAUAGAUACACUGACCAGGCUCGGAGAGAAGACGUCAACCGGGCCUAGGUCUCCUACUUCGCCAACCGGUACCCAGAGUGGCUAUAGGACCUCCUCCGGCUCGACAGACAUAUUCACCCCGCCAUCUACUUCUUCGAACCCUUUCGAUAAGCUGCCGACCAGUCACCAUAACACCAUGCCGGCCCUGUCUCCUUCGUACAUGUUCCCACAGCCUCAGCAGCAGCAGCAGCAGCAGCCAGCCUAUUCUCUGCAGCAACAGCCUGCUAUGCCUGUGUACCAACAGUUCCAGCAACAACAACCCCAGCAGCCACAGCAGCCCAAUAGGAUUGACAAGUCCAGCAUUCUUGCAUUGUACAACUUCUCUCAACCUCCACCUACCAUCCCCGAACAGCCACAACAGCAGCAACAGGCCCAGCAACAGGCCCAGCAACAACCUCAGCUGCCACACCUACAAACAAACAACCCCAUCUCCACAAACCCGUACCAGAACGCCACCAAUGCAAGUCCAAUGGUCCAGUCUGCCCCCGCAACCACCACAGGUACAUACGCAAAUCACAAUCCCUUUUUCACCCCCACCAAUGCAGCUUCCAGCCAGCCAGCCACCACCUUCAUUCCCACGGCACCAACCCAAUCACAAGGCCCUGUAGCACCAGCAUCAAAUAACAUGGGAUUUACUCGAACCCACAUCAGCCAGGAAUCUAUCGACAUCAGACAGGCUCACAGUGGCCGCCACAGUCCGGAUAUCUUUGCUAGUCUGAGCGCGAGAUAUUAA